GGGUGCGCGGAGCUCCCGCGGUGGCCGGAGCGGGGCGCGGAGCGGCCGCGGGUGCGGACCAUGGGCUGGCGGCUGCUGCUGCUGGCCCUGGCGCUGGGCGGCCGCGUCGUGGCGGCGCAGAACGACACGGAGCCCAUCGUGCUGGAGGGCAAGUGCCUGGUGGUCUGCGACUCCAACCCGGCCCCCGACGCCAAGGGCUCGUCCUCCUCGCCGCUGGGCAUCUCCGUGCGGGCGGCCAACUCCAAGGUGGCCUUCUCGGCCGUGCGGAGCACCAACCACGAGCCCUCCGAGAUGAGCAACAAGACGCGCAUCAUCUACUUCGACCAGAUCCUUGUAAAUGUGGGCAAUUUUUUCACGUUGGAGUCUGUCUUUGUAGCACCACGGAAAGGAAUUUACAGUUUCAAUUUUCACGUAAUUAAAGUCUACCAGAGCCAAACAAUCCAGGUGAAUUUGAUGCUGAACGGGAAGCCAGUGAUCUCCGCUUUCGCUGGGGACAAGGACGUCACCCGCGAAGCCGCCACCAACGGGGUCCUGUUGUACCUGGACAAGGAGGACAAGGUUUACCUGAAGCUGGAGAAGGGAAAUCUGGUGGGUGGAUGGCAGUACUCGACGUUCUCUGGCUUCCUGGUCUUCCCCCUGUAAAGUCGAUCUUCCCUGGGCUCGCCCUCGCCCCUGUCACACCAAGAUCGCUUUGUGCUCAAGGGAGUGGUGGCUCUUUACUGCUUCCUCACAGGUGGCUUUUUGGAUUCCCUCCGUGGAUUUUGGCCCCAUCUGAACUACUCAGAAGUUCCACCGAGUUCUGUGUGCUCGAAUACGAUAUCUUUGGACUGAAACUAAAGCAGACAAUAAAUAUCAGUGCUUAAGGUUACGGCCUGAAGCCGCCUGCAAGAUUUAUCCCAAUUUCAUUCCCCGGACUCACCGGAUUCGCGGAAGAAGUGGAUUUUCUUUAACUGUGAAAAGACUGGCACCGAGUCUUUCAUGUAGGAAGAGUUUGAGUUCAGACUUCAAGCAAGAGUUUCUGUGUUGCUGCCAAAGAGCUGUGCGUUGGUAUAUUGGUCAUGUGUCUGUCCUGGGCCUGCACUGCCACGAUCUGUUCCAUUGUCUUAGAGAGGUAAUUCUCAUUGCUAAGUGGCUGGCUUCAGUCCUCCUCUGCGUGUUGUGUGUUGGAUGGUUCGCCCAAAUAUUUAAGCUCAGUCACAACCGGGUCCAGCCUCCGUCAGUGUGAGGGGCCAUGGAUGUGUUCUGGUUGGAUGUGGAAGGGGUUCCUCUUUGCCACGCGCUGGUUCCUAAAAGGGGAAGCAGAUUUUAUCCAUUCAGGGUUAAAGGCGGUCAUUCAUAACUUUGCUUUGCCCUGCGGGACACCUCACAAUCGUUCUUCAAUUUUAAUUAACUUGAUUGACAAUUACUGCUUUGUUCAGCUCCGGAGGGAUUCCUUCCUCUUUGUCGGCUGGAGAUGAGAUCCUCCUUGUUUGUAUUUCUGUGUAUUUUCCAACCCUUCUGUUGUGUUAAAGGUCUUAUCUGGUUUUGCCUUAACUCCACAGGUGUACAAAGUUUCAGAUCGUUUGUUUCACAAAUAUGAAACCCAAAUAACCGGUACCUAACUCGGUACAGAAGCUUCCCAGCUUUUUGUGCAGGUCAUGUGAAUUCAUAAACUUAUUUAUCAUCUCAUUGUUCCGUAAUAAAGAUUAACAUACGUUAGCUGCUUUGGAUUUUGGGAGUCCCUCCAUGCUAUUUUUUUUAUUUGAUAUAAUUAUUAUAUGCAAAAUGGGAGACUUUUUGGGACUCCCAGAAAAUAUCCUGGGAGGCAGAAAAACUGCCAUGAGUUAGUCUGGAGGAGAUCAGAGUGAUCUAGAAACAACCUAUGCAUUUUAUUUAAAAGUAACAUUUAGGCAGAAAUCCUGGCCUCACUGAAGUUGGUGUUAAGAAUCACAUUGGUUCCAAAGGAUUUUGGUUGAAACCUCUGCUUUAGGUUCUGCCAUCAGCAUCCAGUGCCAUCAGGUUGAACAUUCAAUAAAAUGAUUUUCACAUGAGCUGCUGACGAAACCUCCAUUCCUCAUGCCCCAAAUACGCUGAAUUGAUGGAUCUUUGUGCCUUGCAUACCCUGAAGGAUGUGGCUCUAAAUUAAAAAUCUCCGUCUACUUGAAAAUGUCUGUGGGUGGAAGCACCCGCAGCAACCUGGGAGCUUCCCCAAAAGCCAGUUUGGGCUGGGAUUUGCUGCUUUUGGGAUCUGUUUCCAAUUCCUUCCCUUGCUGGCCAAGUGCAGUGUGUCCUGUUGAUAUUUCACAGGCUGGAAAUCUGAUUCAUGCCUGGUUGGUGCUCCUCCUAAAAAUAUCAGGGAACAGGUGGCGCAGCUUUGUGCCCAAAUUCCUGACUUUUCCUCACCCACCACACCCAGGAUUUUUUGGGCUCUUCCAGGAGGAUUGGUGGGUAUUUUGCACUCCUGGAAGUCGGAGAGGAGGUGAUUUUUUUUUACUCAGUUUUGUUCCUGUCCUGACCACUGCAGCUGGGGAAGAAGUGGAAGGACCUGGCAGGAAGGUGAAUGAUUCACAUCGCUGAGAAAUCCCGAAGAGUUACGAUGCCCAAUGAAAAUGUGUAACUGCUGUACCCCCAAAAUGUGUGUAUAUAAAUGUGUGUAUAUCUGCACUGCCUGGAACUGCAGAUCAUAGUUUGCAUGAUGUUAUAAAGAAUUGUCCUAAGAGUUUAUUUCAGACGGGAGCGUUGGUGUUUUGUAUGAAAUGGGUAAAAUCUGCCAUCUCCCCUUGCCCAUGGAUAUAUCUGUAAUGUAAAAGAAAUGUUGCUACUGAG
This is a messenger RNA of Hirundo rustica (Barn swallow), 2805 nucleotides long. RefSeq names its product cerebellin 4 precursor (gene CBLN4). The transcript has 3 exons. NCBI's taxonomy places the organism in Eukaryota, Metazoa, Chordata, Aves, Passeriformes, Hirundinidae. Gene Ontology annotation, molecular function: protein binding. The coding region runs from base 61 to 642 and encodes 193 amino acids. The record is from RefSeq and is a predicted model, not a curated record.